CCGGCUCGCACGAGCUGAACCAAGAGCAAAAGAAGCAAAAGACGCGUGCCUUACCGAUUUCCUCUACACACCAAAAAACUUCUCCCUUCUUGGAUCUUUGGAGAGAAAACUUCAUCACUUCACCACUUCAGCACCUGAGGAACUUACAUCAGCAUGUGCACCGCAAUGGAGACCGUCUACUCCGACAUCGACAGCAACAGCUGCGACUUCUCCUUCCCGCACACCGACGAUGAGGACUCCCGCGGCAGCUUGCGCUCCGCCUCCCCGGCCUGCUCCUCCCCGCUCGGCCCGGAGCCCGGCAUCGCCGAGCAGCAGCAGCAGAAGAAGCGACGCCGCGGCCGCGCCAGGAGCGAGGCCGCCGUGCAGGUGGUGAAGAAGAACCGGCGGAUGAAGGCCAACGACCGGGAGAGGAACCGCAUGCACAACCUGAACGACGCCCUGGACGCCCUCCGCGGGGUCCUGCCGGCGUUCCCGGACGAAACCAAGCUCACCAAAAUCGAGACUCUGCGCUUUGCGCACAACUACAUCUGGGCGCUGUCCGAGACCAUCCGCAUCGCCGACCUGCAGGCGGGCAAGGCCGGCCGCGGCAGCGUGGCCGGGGACCCGCCCCUGACUCUCACCGCGGGCCUCGGGUGCAUCGGCGACGCCCCGAGCCCUGGCAGCGACGCCUGCUCCUGGAGCUCCAGCGGCUCGUCCUCAUCCUCCUCCCCUGCGUACUGCACCUCCAAUCCGGGCAGCCCGGUGGCGGCGGCCGAGGACUACGGCUUCCUGCAGCCGGACGCACUGUACGGCUUCCACAGCUUUGUGCCGGGCAUCUACUAACCUGCAGACCCGCUGCUCAGGCUCAUAGACCAGAGUAAUGUGAAGAGAUCACCGGAUCAGGGCCGGGACGCACCGGGGAGCCCCGCUGCGCUGUCGGAGAAAGAGGAAUAAGACUAAGAAUCACUGUUUGCCUUACAAAGCCCACUGGCUAUCUGAUACUUUUCUAUUUGUUUCCUGUGUCUCUGCAUACGGAUUGUAAAUGAGAAUAACUUAAUUUGUGUUUUUUUAGUUGGUUUUUGUAUUGUUUUUGGUACGUUUUGUAUUUCUCCAAAAACCUUUGCACUUUUUCCUUCCCUGACAAGACGGUGUAGGUUAUACAGUAUAAAGUCCACACGCAGCUUCAGACUCGAGGAGACAGAUUUGCUUUGCAGAGCGGAGGUGAAAAGUCAAUUUUACAAUUUGUAGAGUGAUAAUGCAGAAAAGCGAGCGUGGAAAUCGGGUUUCAACGCUUUGACAAUAGAGUGAAAAGAGCUGCCCUCAUUCAUUAUGUAUUCUGCCCCCCCUCGAACCAACCAACCAACACACACACACACACACACACACACACACACACACACUACAAAGACCCAGUCGCAUCACCAAGGCACGGAUGGACCCUCUCUGUACUUUCUUAGUGUUGUUUUUUUAUUUAUUCAACUUUUGUUUUGCUUGCUUGUCAUAUGAAAUUGUAUUUUGUACAUAGAGAGAUUUUUAUUCUAUUUACUUGGAACUGUGGUGCUGCCAGCCAUUUUUCUACAAAAUAAAAUUAUAACGUUUCUAAAAAAACAAA
Molecule: messenger RNA, 1591 nt
Organism: Myripristis murdjan (pinecone soldierfish)
Lineage: Eukaryota; Metazoa; Chordata; Actinopteri; Holocentriformes; Holocentridae
Gene: neurog1
Product: neurogenin 1
Exons: 2
Coding region: 154-822 (222 amino acids)
Biological process (GO): sensory organ development; positive regulation of transcription by RNA polymerase II; forebrain development
Cellular component (GO): nucleus
Molecular function (GO): protein dimerization activity; E-box binding; DNA-binding transcription factor activity, RNA polymerase II-specific
Source: RefSeq, a predicted model, not a curated record